UAUAGGUUUGUUAUAUGUUGAGUUUUAAAUAAUUGGUUGGGGUUUCUCGACACUUACACUUUUCAUCAGGUUUGACGCUCAAAAUUUCAGGUGGACAAUUGAGCUUUUAAAAUGCCUCUUCUUGAAAUGGCCCUUGUUUUCAAUAACAUUUACCACGGACUAAGCCGUUGCUUUAGUCCCAAUGUAGAAAAAUUUCAUUCUUCACAUCAGUCAGUUUCAUUUUCAAGAAAGAAGAUGCGAAGCCGGCGACGCAAAAUAGAAAAGCCUGGUCGAGGAUCGCGACAUUUGCGGGCCAAGCGUUUCCCUGUCGGCGAGGAAAGUGAUCAGACUGAGAGUAUAUCCUCGGACCAAACAGAGCUUCUAGCAACACCCACUUUUGCAUCUUCUCCGAAGACCUUGAAUCCUGUGCCUGUGAUACCUUCAUACGAGUUGCAGCAACGCCUGCUAUUGCAACAACGUCCAUUGAUGACUAAUGCCCGUCAGGCGGUAACAUUUCAACUGACGAGCUGGUGGUACAAAGCGUGGCCCACCUUAGUUUCCGCAAGUGUUCAGUUGAGCUUCGGAUCGUCCAUCAUUAACCACUCAUUGCUGGGGGAAUUUGAAGAGGGGGAGUCUCCAGCCCUGACGAUAAUUAUAGGGAUUACACAGGCAUUAAAGAGGGUUUGCAAUCAUGCGGACAAUGCCAUUUCUAAUACAGGCCCAGGUCCCUCAUACAUACCCACCUCACCGGCCAUGGAGCUGAUAGACCUUAAUGAUGUGGUGCACCGCCUGAACAAUGUCCUGGUGGACUAUCUAAUGGCAAACUUUAAUACGGAGGUGUCACAGGUCGAGUGAAAGGAAUCGAGUAAUCCAUAGUUAUGAAAUAAAUUACAAAAUAAUGUACUAAACAGGCAUCAAGAUAAUACUACAAUGAAUUUAGAAUUUAUGCAAAUAUCAUGUAUCCCAACAGUUAAGUUUAACCAAACUCCAAACCAAAUGUGA
Molecule: messenger RNA, 981 nt
Organism: Drosophila bipectinata
Lineage: Eukaryota; Metazoa; Arthropoda; Insecta; Diptera; Drosophilidae
Source: RefSeq, a predicted model, not a curated record